UGUGACUAUCAAUCGGAUAGCCGAGUAUAAAAGAAUUGACUGGCAGUCCACCAUUAGCAUCCACACAGAGCUCUUCUUUCAACCCUCACGAGAACUACAAUGAAGUCCACGAUUGCUUGCCUGUUGGUGUUGGCUGUUGCCGCCCAAGCUCAGUAUUUCGGAUACGGUGCCGUUCCCGCUGCCGUUCCCGCUGCUGCUUAUCCCGUCGCCUACGGCUACCCUUCUUUCUCCGCCACCCAGUACCACGCCCAGGACGAGCUCGGCCAGGCCAGCUUCGGCUACGCUCACCCCGGACAGGCCGCCACUAACCUCCGUGACGGUUUCGGCAACCAGGUCGGCAGCUACGCUUACUUCAACCCAGAAGGCAAGGAAGUCCGUGUCUCUUACACCGCCGACUCCCGAGGCUUCCGCGUCCUGUCCAACAACUUGCCCGUCGCUCCCGUCGACAAUUCGGUAGCGCCCGUCCAAGUCCAGGACACACCCGAAGUCGCCAAGGCCAAGGCCGAUCACAUGGCCGCUGUCGCCGCUGCCAAGGCCACCCCAGUCCGCGCUAGACGCCAAGCUCAUCCAUUCCCCGCCCAUGUUGGUGUUGAUCAAAUCGGCGGUGCCCAUCCCGGCCCUGCUCAUGUUGGUGCCGGCCAGAUUGGUGGUGCCCAUCCCGGCCCUGCUCAUGUCGGUGCUGGCCAACGUGGUGGAGCCCACCCUUGUCCAGCUUUCGUCGCUUGUUAAGAAAUGUACAGAUAUAGUUCGUCUUUUUGUUUGCCGAAUAAAAGUUUUUUUUUUU
Daphnia pulicaria is the source of this 784-nucleotide messenger RNA. Its product is annotated as cuticle protein 7-like. Gene Ontology annotation, cellular component: chitin-based extracellular matrix. The transcript is spliced from 2 exons. Lineage: Eukaryota; Metazoa; Arthropoda; Branchiopoda; Diplostraca; Daphniidae. The record is from RefSeq and is a predicted model, not a curated record. Bases 100 to 729 code for a protein of 209 amino acids. Gene Ontology annotation, molecular function: structural constituent of chitin-based larval cuticle.